AUGCAUUGUGGUUCUAAUUUUGUGGAAUGUGGCGUUGAUAUAGUGAAUCAACCUGAUAUAUCAAUUGGACAUCAUUCCUUUCAGUCCGAGUAUUUGCUGGGUAUUGUCCGCUUCAGCAACGGAAGCGCCGGGGCUGCCAGCAACAGCAACCAAAGUGGCAGCAACAAAAGUGGCUCACGAUCUGGCAUCGUCGAGGGAGUCGGAGCUAGGGUAAUUCGAGGCCCUGAUUGGAAAUGGGGCAAGCAGGAUGGCGGAGAAGGUCAUGUGGGAACCGUUAGAAAUUUUGAGUCUUCAGAGGAGGUUGUUGUAGUUUGGGAUAAUGGUACUGCUGCCAAUUAUAGAUGUUCUGGAUCUUAUGACUUGAGGAUCAUUGACAGUGCCCCUACUGGCCAGAGGCACGAUGGUACAAUGUGUGACACCUGCCACCAGAAUCCCAUCUACGGAAUUAGAUGGAAGUGUGCCGAGUGCAACAACUACGAUCUCUGCUGCAUUUGCUACCAUGGUGACAAACACAACCUGAGGCAUAGAUUCUUCAGGAUCAACUCGCCUGGAUGUGAAAGGGCCCUGUUAGACCCACGUCGCAAGAGCAAAAAAAUAACCACAAGAGGAAUUUACCCCGGGGCCCGUGUGGUACGAGGGGUUGAUUGGCAGUGGGAAGAACAAGAUGGCGGAGCUGGUAGGAGGGGCAAGGUUUCUGAUGUUCAGGACUGGAAUAAUUCUUGUCCUCGUAGUGCUGCCUACGUCCUCUGGGACACCGGCACCAAGAAUCUCUACAGAGUCGGAUUCGAAGGCAUGUCUGACCUGAAGGCAGUGAGCGAUGCAAAGGGCAAUUCUUACUACAGAGAUCAUCUACCUAAUUUGGGAGAACAAGGUCAAAGUUCAAGGUCGCAGCAGGGUGGCCUGAAGGUCGGAGACCAGUGCCUAGGAACAACGGGGUCAGUGGUGGGAAUCGAUGAAGAUCACGAUAUUGUCGUCUCCUACCCCAGCGGGAACAGGUGGACAUUCAAUCCGGCGGUGCUGACGAAACCACAGCCAGCUGCAACGGGAGCCGCGUCAUCGUCGUCACCGUUAUCAUCAUCAUCAUCGUCGUCUGCCACCGUGCCACCAUUUUGUGUCGGAGAUUUCGUGAAAGUUUGUUCGGAUGUCGAGCGGAUGAAGGUGCUACAAAGGGGGCAUGGGGAAUGGGCGGAGGCCAUGGUCCCUACACUUGGCAAGGUGGGGAGGGUACAGCAGGUCUACCAGGAUAAUGAUCUGAAAGUUGAGGGAUACAAAAUGUAUACAAAACAUACAAAGGUGUGUGGAACAUCAUGGACAUACAAUCCACAGGCUGUCACUAAAGUUGCUCUGCCUGAAGGAACUAAUGUUGCUAAUCAAUCUGGAGAGCGUCUGUCAGUUCUUCUGAAGAAAUUAUUUGAGACCCACGUGUCUGGUGAUGUGAAUGAGGAGUUAGUGAAGGCAGCUGCCAAUGGUGACCUACAAAAAGACAAAGACGGCGACAGAGCAGUUCACCACGCGGCAUUCGGUGACGAACCAGAAGUCAUAAAGCUGUUGCAAAUGGGAGGGGCCGAUCUGAACGCGCGAAACAAGAGAAGGCAGACCCCUCUUCAUAUUGGGGUCAAUAAGGGUCACAUUGGGGUUGUGAAAGUUCUACUCGAGUUGGGCUGUCACCCAAGUUUGCAGGAUUCCGAAGGGGACACUGCUCUACACGACUCGGUGAGCAAGAAACGAGACGACAUACUGCAGAUCCUGUUGGAGCACAGUGCAGACAUGACCAUCACUAACAACAACGGAUUCAACACGCUACACCAUGCUGCUCUGCGUGGCAAUCCUAGUGCUAUGCGAAUCCUCUUAUCAAAAUUAUCUCGACCUUGGUUGUUGCUGGUUCGUGAAGGAUGCAACCUGAACAUCAGUGAUAAAGAUGGCGACACACCGCUACAUGAGGCUCUGCGUCACCACACGCUGUCGCAACUGAGGCAACUUCAAGAUAUGCAAGAUAUCGGGAAGGUAGUGAUUAAACUUUCCAUCUUGCAUGGUGUACUCUUAAUGGGUCUUGGGACUCCAGGAGCCGACAAGAAAUCCAGUGCUUCUAUCGCCUGCUUCCUGGCUGCCAACGGGGCCAAUUUAGACUUCAAAAAUAAGAAAGGUCAGUCGGCUCUUGACCUCUGCCCUGAUCCAAAUCUUUGCAAGGCCCUCACUAAAUGUUAUAGAGAUAGAUUGGUCAACAACUACCCACCAAUACUACCAACAACGCCCCAGCCUCUGGUGCCAGACGUCUCCAACAACCCCGUCAACAACAACAACUUCACCACCACCACAUCAUCGUCGUCGUCGUCAUCAGGCUGCACAUCAUCUUACGAUGAUUGCAUGGUUUGCAGCGACACAAAGCGUGACACCCUGUUUGGCCCCUGUGGUCACGUGACCACGUGUUCGCUCUGUUCUCCCCGGGUCAAGAGGUGUCUGCUCUGUAAGGAGAGUGUCCAGUCGAGGACCAAGAUAGAAGAAUGUGUAGUGUGUUCAGACAGGAAAGCUUCAGUGCUCUUCAGGCCUUGUGGGCAUAUGUGUGCUUGUGAAACAGCCAUGACAUCGACUUCAGCAGCGACAGCCGCUCUCACGAUGACGUCAUCGUCGGCCUCAGUAGCUGCGUCGCUCAGUAACAACGUCAUGACACAGCUUACAGAUGACAAACUAUACACGGAAAAUAUGGGCUGCCUGUUUGCUAGCAACACCAUUUCUAACCUCAUGACGAAGACAACCUCCAUGCCACUGUCCAACACUAAUCACCUUCAUCAUCCGGACGAUGCGACUAAUAACCUCGGUGGGGGGUCCAGUGCUGGGCAGUUUCUCAUGAAUAAUGGCAGGCAGGACACUUCGUCAUUUGCCGAUCUGCAAAAGUUACAGCAGCAGCUGCAAGAUAUCAAAGAUCAGACAAGCUGUCCAGUGUGCAUGGACCGACUGAAGAACAUGAUCUUCCUCUGUGGCCAUGGAACCUGCCAGAUGUGUGGGGACCGAAUGCUGGAGUGUCCCAUUUGCCGAAAGACAAUCGAGAAGAGGAUACUGUUGUAUUGA
This is a messenger RNA of Helobdella robusta, 3066 nucleotides long. RefSeq lists its product as hypothetical. Gene Ontology annotation, biological process: protein ubiquitination. Gene Ontology annotation, molecular function: protein binding; zinc ion binding; ubiquitin-protein transferase activity. Lineage: Eukaryota; Metazoa; Annelida; Clitellata; Rhynchobdellida; Glossiphoniidae. Gene Ontology annotation, cellular component: cytoplasm. The coding region runs from base 1 to 3066 and encodes 1021 amino acids. The transcript is spliced from 22 exons. The record is from RefSeq and is a predicted model, not a curated record.